AUGCAAUUUUUCGACAACUACCCAACCUCCUUAACAGUUGUAUUAUUAGAUGCCGUUAAAGCUUAUUUUGAGUAUGAAGUUUAUACUCUUUGUGGAAUUCCAAAAGUUACGCUUGAAGAAACCCUUGAAGAUUGGAUGAAACUUCAAGAAAAGGUCAUUAAUUUAAGAGAAUUAAAUUUAGAAUUAGAUUUUUGGUUAGAUCGUCUUGAACCUGUCCUUUGGAAUUUAGUUGCCACUUAUCAUGAUGAAAUUGAUCAUGAUUUUUGGGGUAGAAUUAUAAAGAUUGAUGAAGUACAUAGUUCUGGUGGUGGUACUCUUGUCUCUAGAUGGUUAAUGAACUUCUUUCCUUAUAAUCAAGCAGGAAGACCUUUAACAACUAAUAGUGUAAUAAGAAUUCAAAAUAUUCCAGAUAGCAUUGUUGGUGUUCUAUUUCUUUUAGAUGAGUUAAAAUCAAAAUUCAUGGCUGGAUUUAUUGGUGCUAAUCAAGAAAUUCUUGAAGGUUCUGAUAGUGAAUUUGUUGUUUCUCCUGUGAUUGGAUGGUCAAUUAUUGAUAACCCAAAUGACUCUGAUGAAUCUUCUGAGUAA
This is a messenger RNA of Dentiscutata erythropus, 585 nucleotides long. The record is from the annotation of a GenBank genome assembly. NCBI's taxonomy places the organism in Eukaryota, Fungi, Glomeromycota, Glomeromycetes, Diversisporales, Gigasporaceae.